AUGAAUCCUCUCAAAACGUUGAAGUCAUGCUUUAGACCAAAUCAGAAGGAAGAAAUAUCAGUCGAGUUCUUGAAGAACGGUGGCGAACUACUGGAGGAUCUUAUUGCAUCUUUUGAUGGACGCCAUAGAAUUCCAAUCGUUAGCUUCUCUGCCAAAGAGCUAAAGUCUCGCUGUUUGCUGAAGCACGUUUGUGUGCAUAUCAGUGAAAAUGGUUAUUUAUUUAAAGGAUGUUUGGGAGAACGCCCAGUUUUAGUGAAGAUGUUCCGUGAGGAACUAAUCAGUCACCGGCAAAAUAAUGGGGCCAUCCGUGAUAUAGUGAUUACAUCACAAAUGAGCCAUCUCAAAAAUGUAUUAAAGCUUAUAGGCUGUUGCCUGGAAUUCAAAUACGCGGCGAUGGUAUAUGAAGAUGCUGGAAUUGAACUUCUUAGUGAUCUACUUUACUCGAACUGCAAUAUUUUUUUCCCCUGGAAAAGCAGACUCAAAGUCGCAGCUGAUAUUGCAUAUGUAAUUGCCUAUCUCCAUGCUGCAUUUCCCAGGCCUGUGAUCUAUAAUAGAGAGCUAAGGACAGAUAAAGUGAUCAUCGAUCGAUUUGGUGUUACUAAAUUGUUUGACUUCUCAAACUCAGUAAUGCUUCCUCCUGGAGAAUUCCAGAUGAAAGAUGUUUUGUUAGUGGAUUGUAUAAAUAUGGACCCUGAGUAUGCAAAGUCAAAAACUCUUAACCACAAAACUGAUGUCUAUAGUAUUGGCUUGCUUUUACUCAUUCUCCUGGCUGGACAACAAUCUAUAUGGCCACAUCCGGUAGAUGAAAUAGUCAGAAUCAGUAAGUGCGACACGGGCUUUUUGCAGAAGGAUCAAUUAAGACAUUAUGUAGAUCAGAAAAUUACAGAAGAAGGGGGGAAUGAAGCAGAGAUGCAAUUGCAAGAUUUCCUAGAUAUUGCUCACAGAUGCAUCCAAGUGAAGGGAAAAGAUAGGCCAGAUAUGAUGACUGUUGCUAAAGCGCUGCGGAAAAUCGAGAAGUCAGGUCACCGUUCCUAG
Fraxinus pennsylvanica is the source of this 1035-nucleotide messenger RNA. NCBI's taxonomy places the organism in Eukaryota, Viridiplantae, Streptophyta, Magnoliopsida, Lamiales, Oleaceae. The record is from the annotation of a GenBank genome assembly.